GGUGCCUUCCCUUACUGAAUUCGCCACGCCCAUUACACCUGUAAAACUGCCAGCUUGCAAUGUGUUACUGAGGGAAAAUAUUAACCAAACUUGGUUGGAAGGACAAGUCGAAAGCAUUGACUAUAUGGGUGACCAGAAAAACCUCUGGAUUCAGAGAAGUUCCUCCAGAAGACAACAAGGAGUUUUGGAUGCCUGCAGCUCUUUCUUAGCUUUCUGUAAGGAGCAACUUAUACAGAAAAUGAUGGAUCUCUUGAGUAACAUUCUGUCUGCAGAAUUCUUUGAAAUGCUCGAAAAAAUGCAGGGUCCAAAAUCAGAAGAACAGAAGGGUGGAGGCCAGAAAAGCAAGGACGACUAUAUCCCCUAUCCCAGCAUUGAUGAGUUUUUAGAAAAAGGGAGUCCCUACCCCUUAAUCAUCUUGCCUCAGUUUGGGGGUUAUUGGAUCGAAGACCCUGAGAACCUCAGCACCCCCACUUCAUCCGAAAGCAGCAUCUGUGACGAAGAGGAGGAGCCGCUCAGCCCCAGCACUUACGGCUACAAAUUGGAGUGCAAAGGUGAAGCCAAGGCAUAUCGGAAACAUUUCUUAGGAAAGGAUCAUUUAACUUUUUACUGCACCGCCAGCAGCCUGGGAAAUUUGAUCCUUUCCAUUAAAUGUGAAGAGGCAGAUGGAAUUGAAUAUCUACGGAUAAUUCUCAGGUCCAAAGCAAAAACGUUACAUGAAAGAAUCCCUUUAGCUGGACUCAGCAAGCUGCCAAAUAUCCCACAGAUUGCAAAGGCCUUCUGCGAUGACGCCACAGGAUUGAAGUUUCACCCUGUGCUGUAUCCCAAGGCAUCACAAUUGAUCGUAUCCUACGAUGAACAUGAACUUAACAACACAUUCAAGUUUGGAGUGAUUUACCAGAAGUUUAAGCAAACACAGGAAGAAGAAUUGUUUGGGAACAAUGAAGAAAGCCCUGCCUUCAAAAACUUCUUGAACUUGUUGGGAGAAACCAUUACAUUGCAGGAUUUCAAGGGCUUUCGAGGUGGCCUGGAUGUGACUCAUGCCCAGACAGGGACAGAAUCCGUCUACACGGUGUUCAGGGACCGAGAGAUUAUGUUCCACGUUUCCACCAAGCUUCCUUUCACCGAGGGGGAUACCCAGCAGCUUCAGCGGAAAAGACACAUCGGCAACGACAUCGUGGCUAUUAUAUUCCAAGAAGAAAACACUCCUUUUGUUCCGGAUAUGAUUGCUUCGAAUUUUCUGCACGCCUAUAUUGUCGUCCAGGCAGAAAAUCCAGAAACGGAUAAUACAUCCUAUAAAGUAGCUGUCACAGCACGAGAAGAUGUCCCGUCUUUUGGCCCUUCACUGCCAAGCCCACCUGUAUUUCAAAAAAACGCAGAAUUCCGAGAGUUUCUUCUCACCAAGCUGAUCAACGCAGAAAAUGCCUGCUGCAAGUCGGACAAGUUUGCCAAGCUUGAGGAUCGAACGCGGGCUGCCUUGUUGGAUAACUUGCACGAUGAACUCCACGUCCAUACGCAGCUGAUGUUGGGCCUAGGAUCCGAGGAAGAUAAGCUGGAAAAUGGUGGACAUGGUGGAUUCUUGGAAUCGUUUAAGAGAGCGAUCCGCGUCCGCAGCCACUCCAUGGAAACCAUGGUAGGAAGCCAGAAGAAGCACCAGUCUGGAGGAAUCCCUGGGAGCUUGAGUGGCGGGAUUGUGCACAACAGUGUUGAAGUAACCAAGACCACCUUCUCUCCUCCAUUAGCAGCAGCAACAGCCAAGAAUCAAUCAAGGAGUCCUAUAAAGAGGCGAUCGGGCUUAUUUCCCCGUUUGCACACUGGAUCCGAAAGCCAAGCAGAACCUCAGAGCCGAUGUGACAGUGGCUCAGGAACACCCAAGACCCCCGAUGGAGGGCAUGCCUCCCUUGAUAUGAAGUCAGAGGCGUCCUCAAACCCAAGUUCUCCAGAAAUCUGUCCCAACAAAGAGAGGCCUUUCAUUAAACUCAAAGAGAAUGGAAAGUCAAAUAUUUCCCGUUCCUCCUCAAGUACCAGCAGUUUCAGCAGCACUGCAGGAGAGAGUGAAAAUAUGGAAGAAUACGAAAGCCUGGGCAGCCAGUCCUCAACUGCAUCACCAUAUAAGCAAGAUGUAUUUGUUUACAGUCCUUCCCAAAGCAUCGAGAAUCCAAAUUUAGCAUCCGCCUCAACCCCUGUUAUCAUGAGCAGGAGCCCCACUGAUAUAAAAAGCAGAAAUUCUCCGAGAUCAAAUCUAAAAUUUCGCUUUGAUAAACUUAGCCAUUCAAGCUCUGGCCCGACACAUUAGCUGAAGAAUGACCCCUAAGGACCUCUAAAAGGACGUUUUUUUGUUGUGUUUUGUCUCAUUUUAAACAGGGUAGGAGGGAGGACUGUUUGUUUCAAAUGAGAGCACCCCUCCACCACACCAAGCUCCAUAGCCACCUACGGAUUGCCCUUCAUCCGAGCAGAUCAUUUCCAUAAAACCAGAAAAGAAGAGAUCUCUUCCAUGGUAAUCAUCCAUGCUUUAUCCCUCUGGAGUGGAAGGAUGUCCCACGGAGGACCCAAAUUGCGUACCACAGACUGUAGAACUGACUGGGCUUCUGUUCUCCCCCCCCCCCCGCACCCUACUUGGUCAAUCAACGGAUCGGUAACGUUGUGCGUAGCUGUUGAGCUUGAGUUCCUGUGUGCUGCUUUUGGGGUAAAUCUUUAGAUGUCAGAAAUUAAUAAUAAUAAUAAUAAUAAUAAUAAUAAUAAUAAUAUCAACAUCAUCAACAUCUGCCUAUCUCAGGUCCCUGGGAAGGACUUGAUAGGUGGAUAAAAAUGCCAAAUCCAGCCCAUAUCUGGCUGAUGUGCGACAAACCAUAAUAACAACCCUACCAUGGAUACCCCCUUGUUGUAAUAUUCAUCAUCACCAGGGGUGUCAAACUCAAUUUCAUUGAGGGACGCAUCAGGGCUGUGGUUGAACCCAAGGAGGCCAGAGGUGUGGCGGCCUGGGUGGGUGUGGCCGACUGGGUGGGUGUGGCUAGUUUGACACCACUCCCCAAACUGCUUGCAUUGGGUAGACCAGGCCGAAACCACUCUGGCCCGAUCUUUCCUCUUCACAUUGGAUAGACCAGAUCCGGCCACAUCAUGGGCCAGAUGUAGCCCAUCGGCCUUGAGUUUGACACCACUGAUCAUCACAAUACUUUGCUGUUUUGUGGACUAAUUUCUUCCCUAACUAAGACCCCGCCCCCCUGGAUUUAAGUGACCUUUUCUUUUUUCUUAUGCUGUUACUGAUGUAAGAUUUUUCACACAAAGAUGGUGCUGAGCCAAGAAUGCUCUCCUGCCUUUUGAGCAUUCUGCUUCCGUGUGAUGGAAAAGAAAUGACGUUUGGGUUUUUUUUUUGCUUAUUCAAGAAAGUGUUGAUGGAUAUCAGAAGGGUGGAGUGGAAGGGACAUGCCCAUAUCUUACUUAUAGGUAGCCGCAACAGUGCCUGUGAACCAGGGGUGGUAUUCUGCUGGUUCGCACCGGUUCGGGUGUACCGGUACCUCCAACGAAGAGCUGAGAGCGAACCAGUUCGUGCCAACGAUCAGGUGGGCCCGCCCGCCCGCCCCUGCGCUAUACCGACCUAUAUUUCUUGUGUUUGAAACCCAGCUGAUUGGCGCGGCAGGGCAGAUUGCCGCAGCUGUUUUACAGCUGAAGUAGAAGGUAUGUUUUGGAGCAUUUUUCAAAUGCACCGCACGCGCCCAGCGAACCGGUUGAAUCCCACCACUGCUGUGAACAUUUGGUCUUUGUCUAUAUAGUUCUCACUGGUUUGCACUCUCCCUGAAAGCUAGUUAAAUCCAGAGACAGAGAGAGACAGGAAGAGAUUUCUGAGCUUGGUGGUUUUCUUGCAGACAUUUCAUGACCCAACUAGGUAACAUCAUCAAGGCUAGGAGAGAGUGGGAUUUUGCUCUUAUUUUUCCAUAGCUGUGUCCUGCCCUGUCAGUGUAAAGCCAGGGCAAGCAGUUGCUACAUUAAAAUAAGAGCAAACCCCACUCCCUUCUAGUUUCUGCUAAGUGUUUCGGGAUAACGAAAUAAAAAGUUUGGAAAGCACUGUAUUAGAGGAAAGAGUUGGGGGGGGAGGAAAUCAGGCACAAAGAAGGAAUGCAGGUCGGCAUCCCUGGGACUGAUCUUUUGCCCAAUGGCCAAUUAGUUUUGGAUAUGGAAGAGGAACAGGAAUUCUGCUGCUGUGAUUUGGACUGCAAAAACUUCUGAUGCUUAUCCUUACAGAUGGAGAAAUACUCUGUUACAUCCGUGCAACGUCACGACCCACCUAUAAUAGGGAUUUCAUGCUGCCAGCAAAACUCUGCUUGCUUCUUCUUCUUCUUUUUUUCUGAUGGUCCCACUGCUAGAAAUUUUUCCCGUUGGCUUCUUAUACUGGAGACCAUCCUUACAGCUUUAUAAGCUGGACCUGCAAAAAUUUGUCUCCCUGCAGUCGUGAAUCAAAAUAUGCCUUUGCCACUGGAAGCUUGUUGGCGCAGUUGUUCUUAAGAGGGUUUUUGUUUUUUGGUCAUUUUACGUUGCACAUUGUCCAUUAGAUUCAGGUCAGCCCCACUUGGACAGUUUGGAAAAAAAUAGUUUGAUUUGGCUUGGCAUCCAUUCUUGUGUCUCAGCAAUGACUCCAAAUCUGAAAGCCAAACCAAUAAUAACAGCAACUGGAGCACCACUUGAAAACCUUCAGCCCUGACAAAAUCACCAUCGGUCAAUUGCAAAAGGCAGCUUUACUGGGAACAGCUUACAUCCUAAUGUAAUCUAAACAGCUUACGUCUAAUGCCAAUCUGCAUCACACAGAUGGCACUUAACUACAGCCCAGUAACAACAGCCAGCCAAAAUCACACCAUGACUCAGAAACAUCCGAACAAACAACAUUCAGAUUAAUUUGCAUCUCAUAAAAAGGUAUUUAAAGACCUGUGUUCUGACAGACGAGCACAACUCAAAGCACACUGACGAUGUCUCCUCGAAUAGUGAUGAAACGUUUGCAACCAAAUUGCCAAGCUCAGAACUCAAACCAACAGCCUAACUACCAACCUGAGAUACUAAUAUUCAAACACAUUUCAAACAGCUUACAUCCUACGACAAUACCUUUAAUACAAUCAAACAUGCACAUCUACCUGUCCCAGGUCCUUGGGAAGGACUUCAAUAAGUGAUAAAAAUGCCAAAGUCUGAAGAUCUGGAUGACUCUGCAGCGGACCACAGUAAUAAUAACUGGAGGAUCACUGGAUCCGGCAUUGAAAAAAUCACCACUGAUCAAUUUCAAGAAGUAUCUUUACUUGGUAUAGCUUAAUUCCUGUGGUGGUAUUUUUAACAACAUCUGCUUCUCCUUUGUCCUUGAGAAGGACCCAAUAAAUAUGCCAAAUCCAGUCUAAACAUCUGGCCAACAGUGUGAUAAGUCACAUUGUGGGAUUUCCGAAUCUAAUCUGAUAAACUCUCGACCCAGAAGCUGAAGAAGCUUCUUGAAUAAGAAGUGAAACUUCUUCAAAGAAAAACCAGAAAGUCCAGUUGCCUCUUGAAAAAGCACCUUUAGGACAACCAUGACCUGGAUGACUUAGAAUCUGCAUAAACAUUCUUGACCCAUAACACACGAGAUUUAACUGUGGUUGAAAAGAAGAAAGUAUGGUUAAUUGAUGUGGCAAUAAUAGGGUAGUAGAAGACAAAACAAAUGGAGACGAUCACAAUUAGCAAGAUCUAAAAUAUCCAAGUUGAAAGAUUAUUAUAUAAACCAGUCGUGGUAGUCCCCGUGAUUAUUGACACACUGGGUGCCAUACCAGAAAAUCUUGGACAGUACUUAGAAAAUCUGUGCAUUGGCAAAUUUCCAUCUGCCAAUUACAAAAGGCCACACUGCUUUGAUCCACACGUAUCGUACACCAAAAUAUUAUGACAUUCUAGAUUCUUCGGAAGAGCUUGGUGCAUGUAAAGACCAACAUCAACUAAAGAACUGUUGUGUGUAUAAUAAUAAUUGACACAAAUCACCGUCAGUCAAUUGCAAAAGGCAGCUUUACUUGGAACAGCUUACAUCCUGCAACGAUAUUUUUAAUAUCAUCAAACGACAGUGACUGCCUAUCCUCGGAAGGGUUUGAUAAUUUGACAAGAACGCCUGUCUGGCUGACGGCGUGAUCAACCAUAUUAAUAAAUUGCAAAAAGCAGCUUUAUUUAGAAUAGCUUACUUUCUCAGUCCAUGCCUUUAUUUUUAAUUUAUCUUGAGCUUCCUGGUUGGCUCCGUUGGCAAUGGAGGUGAUCUUUCUGGUCACCAACCUCUGGAUCAUGUUGGACUGCUAAGACAGCGACAAUCAGCUGUCCAGCAGUUCGGAAACCCCCCUCUUCGGGAGAAGAAGCGGUGGUGAGCAAAAAGAAGCAGAGGUAGAGCUUCCCUAGAGCUCCUGGAAGAUACCAGGGGGCUCGAAGGGUUAAGCCCCCUCAGAACUUCAAAGUGCUCCAGAUCUGAGGCUUUUUUCCUGCUCCGGCAGACCUAAUUGCCGCGACCAACUUCCGGGACCAAUUUUAACUUAAAGAAGAUAAUACCGGACUGAACAGAAACAGGAGAGCUCUAAUUAUAAAAGCAAGUAAUCAAUCAAUUCCCUGUUAUUUUUUU
Molecule: messenger RNA, 6595 nt
Organism: Ahaetulla prasina
Lineage: Eukaryota; Metazoa; Chordata; Lepidosauria; Squamata; Colubridae
Gene: RAP1GAP2
Product: RAP1 GTPase activating protein 2
Exons: 23
Coding region: 125-2293 (722 amino acids)
Biological process (GO): regulation of small GTPase mediated signal transduction; activation of GTPase activity
Cellular component (GO): cytoplasm; plasma membrane
Molecular function (GO): GTPase activator activity
Source: RefSeq, a predicted model, not a curated record